AGCGUGACCGGCCCCCUGCUCCCGUGGCGUGCGUGUGUGUGUGUGUGUGGUCCGUCGUCAAUCGAUUGAUUGAUUAGUCAUCAUAGUGGUCGGGGCACGCCUUGAUCAAAUCUGCACAAACAGAGCGGGCGAGCGUCCUUGUCUUGGUGUGUGUGCAUGGGCAUGGGAAAGGUUGGUGUGUGGUCUGGCUGGUUUGUUUGUUCGCUGACCCUCGGCGGAAAUGGUGGCAGCCCAAGUGGCCAGGACGUCAGACGCGCUCGUCGUGUGGUGAGAGGGGGUGCCGCACGAACCAGACGGAGACAACUGAUUCAAACACAACAUAGAGACGUGAAAGUGGUCGACCAGCGGCAUGGCUUAGGUCUGUAUGUGCCUUUGUCUCCCCCAACCCACCUGUGCCAUGAAGGGCGGCAUGCCACCCAUGCCGUGCACCGCUGCCUGGUCCAUGUAGGGGUAGUCUACCCCGCCCCCACACAUGCCGCUCACGUCGCCUCCCAUCAUCAUGACGCUCGAGAAGUCGGGGUGCGACGGGUGGCCCACACCCACACCCACACCGACGCCAAUGUCGUCACUCGCGCCAACAGGGCGAUGAUGGGCGUGCGAGUGGUGCAUCCCAUACGAGCCGUCGUGCGAGUGGCCGCGGUGCAGCGGGGCAUGGCCACCAUUGCUGUCGCUGGACCCUGCUGGACCACCGGUGCCACCGCCCAUGGCCACCGGGAGGGGCACGCCAUUGCCGGUGGUGAGACUCACCACCGACUCGAAGCACGGUCCACCGGCCGCAAAGGCGUGUGGGUGGCUGGGGAUGGGCGCCGGCGGCGGCGCCCCCUGCCCCUGCUGCUCGUGGUUGAUGAGGUGGUUGCGGAUGCGUGUGGAGGGGUCCAUUUCGCUCUCGCUGUCCGACCCGCCGCUCUGGGUGGGCGACUCCUCACUCGAGUAGCGGAAACUCACCGUGUCGCUCGACCCGCUGCGCUCGUGGUACACCGACCCCGCACCCAAUGGCUCGGUGGGCACGUCGGUCGAGUCAACGCUGCCCGCCCCGCACGAGUCGGUGGUGCAGUGGCCCAGGUCGUCGUUGGAGGUCUGGUGGGGGAUCUGGGUGUUGCUGUGGGUGUUGCUGUGGGGUGCGACGCCCAGCAGUGCGUGUAGGGGGUCGGCUGGGAGGGGAGGGGGCGGCGGCGGGGGCAGGUGGUGGGGCAGUGAAGGGGUUGUGGUGGUCGAACGCGACGGGGGAGACGAAUCGCGAACGCUCAGCACCGUCGGCCUGGGGAAGGAAGCGAGACACACAACACCCACAACACAAGUAGCUCGGAUGCGAUGCUUGCCAUGGCUGUGUCUGUGCGCGUCGUGUCCCGUCCCUUUGUUACAUGUUUCGUUUGGGCGUGUAUCGUCUGGCAUGGUGUGGCUGGUGGUGCUGCGACGAGUGGUGGGGACGCAACACACGGGGACUGCUGCCAUCUGAUCCAACCAACACACACACACACACAGACACACACACAGGCAGGCAGAGGAAGGCAGCGAUUAUGUGAUGCACACAUGACGAUAUGCAGAUAGACACAAACGGCACACACGUCUGUCUGUCUGCCUGUCUGUCUGUCUGUGUGUAUGUGUGUAUGUGUGUAUGUGUGGUUGCGUUGGUUCAGACAUCUAAGGAAGUCCUCAUUUGACUCGCUGCGGCGCAUCACAGCUCGUCAUGAGAGUACACUGCGAAUGUAGAGACGUUCCUUUGCUAUCAUCAUCACUCACUCACUCACUCACUGACCAACCAACCGACUGCCUGCCUGCCCCUCCCUCCCUCACUGCCUGCCUGCCUGCCUGUCUGCCUGGCUGGCGCACCCGCGCCCCCAUUAGCUCACCGUGUCCUAUGUUGGCAGAGUUGUCCUUGGUGCGGUUGUGUGCAGUCGACUGGUCGGCCUCUUGGGUGGCUGCCUCGAUAGGCAUGGGGUGGUGUGGGUGGUGAGAGGGGCGGUGGUGGUGGGGCUGUCCAUGGUGUCCACCGUGACCGUGACCAUGGUGCGGGUGCCCGGUGUUGCCGAUGCGCGCCACGUGCAAGUUGCUGCCUCCAUACCCAUGACCUGACCCGCCACCGCCAUUGCCCCCGCCCACCCCGUUGCCGUCCUCGUCGAGACCGCACAGGGGAUUCAGCUCACGCUGCCCAUGGGCGAACUUGCACGAUGGGUCGUUGCAGCGACCCUUCAGCCACUGACCACACAACUUGGUCUGGUGGACACACACACAGAGGGACAGAGGGAGAGACACGACCAUGUGUGUCGUGCUCGCUGAUCCAGGCCUUGUGGUCCCCUCCUAUGCGUGUUGGCGUACCUUUCGCAGGUCGGGGAUGGACCGCAUUUCCUCGGCUGAGUGCGCGUAGGUGCAGUUCUCGCGAGUACACCGACCCUCCUGCACACGCACACACCAAAAUCAAAGUCACCACACAGAUGGAUGGAGCACCGGCGUCCCCCAGUGUCAGAGACGAGAGUACCUACCAUAAAAAAUUUGCAGAACUUAGUCUUCCAACACCUGUUGUUUGUCAAUCAAGACACACAGAGAGCACACAGGCAGACAGCGAGCAGACAAUGAAUCACCCAGCAGCGACAGAGUGGCCUGACUGGCGGAUCUGUGCCCAGGCACACGCGAGGUGCCACCACUCAUCCCCCUGCCCUCCGCAGUGCCCUCCCGUCGUGCCCUGCCCACUGCCCUCUCUGGCUGCUGAGUGCGCGUGCGCUGCUCCCCUGUGCGCACCUGGCUGAGAGGCGUGACGGCAACGCGUGAUGGUUAGUCAUCGUGGUCGUGUCGUUCAUCUUAUGCUCUCAGCAACUCCUCCGUCAUAUAAUGGCAGGUCACCAGCGCCGCCUGAAGGAGAUCGAUCGACACAGAUCUCCGCUGCAACACACUCUUCUACGACUAACGGUCUUCGGCAGAGCAAACGAGGGAGGAGGGAAAGCGCCAAAG
Vitrella brassicaformis is the source of this 2946-nucleotide messenger RNA. Lineage: Eukaryota; Vitrellaceae. The record is from the annotation of a GenBank genome assembly.